Polistes dominula (European paper wasp) is the source of this 2191-nucleotide messenger RNA. It is a transcript of the gene Tom70, whose product is annotated as translocase of outer membrane 70. The record is from RefSeq and is a predicted model, not a curated record. NCBI's taxonomy places the organism in Eukaryota, Metazoa, Arthropoda, Insecta, Hymenoptera, Vespidae. Gene Ontology annotation, cellular component: mitochondrial outer membrane. Gene Ontology annotation, biological process: protein insertion into mitochondrial inner membrane; protein import into mitochondrial matrix. Gene Ontology annotation, molecular function: protein binding; transmembrane protein transporter activity.
CCCAAGGAAGUGAAGUAGUUCACGGUACAGAUUAGUGUGAUUAAUUGUAGGGUGAAACGUAUUUUGUAAAGGCAAUGUAAGUUCUUCUGUAUUAAAAUAGAUUAAAAUUAAAACUGGAAUGAACUAGAAAAUAGAAGAUUAUUUUCUUUCAUCUUUUAUACGAAUACAAUUAUUACGCAUGAUCGUAAAACUCUGUUUAUUCAAACGCUCUCCAGCAGCGUAUCGGUGUGAGCAACGGUGAAAGAGAAACAGAAAGACAGAUAGAGAAAGGAAGAAAAAUUAAUAAAAAAGAAAUAGAACAAGAUAAAAAGAAGAAGAAUUAUUUUGGAAAAUAAUUAAAUUAUUCUUGAUAAUAAAGUAUGCCAGCAGCAAACAGUGUGGGUAGUGUAACCAGCAGUGCCUUACCAAAAUGGCAACUCGCUUUAGCGGUAGGAGCUCCGGUAGCUUUGGGACUUGGUUAUAUGUAUUAUAAAAAUAAUAAAAAACCAUGCUCGGAACCAGAACGUGGUAAAUCUAAAUAUGGCUCCCGUGAAAAUGGUACUACUAAUAAGAACGAUAAGCAAAUUUCAAUCGAUGGAGAUUGCAACUCGAAGACUGAGAACACACCAGAAAUUGAGACACCCUUAGAAAAGGCAAAAAAAUUUAAGGACGAAGGCAAUGUUCACUUUAAAAUGGGAAAAUUUGACGAAGCCAUAACCUUAUAUAAUAAUGCCAUCCAUGCUUGUCCACAAGAUAAUAAAAUAGAAUUAGCUAUAUAUUAUCAAAACAGAGCUGCAGCUUACGAACAUUUGAAAAAAUAUAGCGCAGUAACAGCAGAUUGUACGAAAGCAUUAGAAUUAAAUCCAAAAUACGUCAAAGCAUUUUUACGUAGAGCGAAAGCUUUGGAAUAUACCAAUGAUUUAGAACAUGCCUUAGAAGAUGUUACCACUGCGUGUUUCUUGCAACGAUUUACCAAUCAAUCUGCCCUAACAAUAGCUGAUAGAGUUCUUAAAAAACUUGGUAAACAACGUGCUCAAGAACAUUGGGCAAAUAAAAAGUUAAUAAUGCCAAGCAAGCAUUUUAUCAAAAAAUACCUCACUUCGUUUCAUAGUGGUGUAACAGAAGUUAUUAAUAUUCUUUCAUGUUCUACGGAACGCCCAGGCUGUAUGAAAAUUACAAAAGCAUUAGAAGAUCAAGAUUAUGAUAACAUAAUAUCACUUUGUACAGAUGAAAUUGAAAACAUACGAUUACAAGAUUUACCAUUGAGAUUGGAAAUAAUACUUCUAAGAGCAACAUUUUAUUUACUCUUAGGAAAACAUGAAGCAGCAUUAGAAGACUUUAACACAAUUAUAGAUGAACCUGGUAAUUCUACAAAUACAGAAAUAAGAAUUAAUGCUUUCAUCCAAAGAGCAAGCUUACAUAUGCAACUUGAUGAUCCAAAAAAAAGUUUUGAUGAUUUUGAAUCAGCUGUUAAUUAUAGUCCAGAUUGUAGUGAUAUCUAUCAUCAUAGAGGACAGAUAAAUUUGCUUAUGGACAAAAUGGAUGAAGCAAAAGAAGAUUUUCAAAAAGCUGUUGAUUUAAAUCCUGAUUUUGCAUUGGCAAAUGUACAAAAAUGUUAUACGGAUUAUCGUUAUGCCAUAAACAAGAGGGAUGUACAAAUGGUAGAAGUUUGUUUAGAAAAUUUUAAAAAAAUAAUUGACAAAUUCCCUGAUUGUCCUGAAUGUUAUACAUUGUAUGCAGAGGUGUUAUCAGAAACAUUGGAUUAUGCUUCAGCAGAUAAAUAUUUUGCUAAAGCAAUUGAAAAAGAUCCAUAUAAUGCCACUACAUUUGUGCAUAGAGGAUUAAUGCAAUUACAAUGGAGUAAUGAUAUUAAUAAAGCUGUCGAAUACAUAAAAGAAGCAUUGAAAAUUGAUGACAAGUGUAAAUUUGGAUAUGAAACUUUAGCAACGAUAGAAGUACAAAGAGGAAAUUUAGAAGAAGCAAUAAAACUGUUUGAUAAAGCUAUAGAACUAGGUCGCACAUCAAUGGAACUCACACAUAUUUUCAGUUUAAGGGAUGGAGCAAAAGCGCAGAUUGCCAUAAGAGACAAAUUAGGAAUAGAUCCAGAUUUUCAACAUUUUCUAAAUAUGUCAUAAAAUCUUUUAAGUUUCUAUGUCAUGAAAAUUUUGAAAUAAUAGGUAUAAUAAUGUAUAAAAUAAAAUUUGAAAAUGUA